GAUGGACGGAGCUGCUGGCACCAGCCCCGCCCGCGCCGAGCUUGGCCAUGUGUGGACCGAACACAGGCGGGCAGUGUGCCUCCUGCCCCGUGUGCUGCGCGUGACGUGGGCUGAGGGCAGCCUGGGACAGCCUGCUAGUCCAGCCCCCCAGCCCGCCCAGCCCUCCCGCAGGACUGGCUUCGGUGUCCCAGGCCACGCCGGCUGCGGGGUCCCUCUGCUCUUUUGAAGGCUCCAGAAAACCUUGGUUUCAGACCAAGGACUCCGAGGAUGAAGGCCCCCCGAUGGUGGCUGCUUGUCCUUGCGCUCACGGCCGUGGGCCAUUGCCUGGCCCUGGCCAACCAGGAGGACUCUGGGCCCAUGCCCGGCCCCCAGGACGGGCCUCCCGGGCCGGCCCUGCCCUGCCAUAAGCUCUCUGUGAGCAACAUAGACUUUGCCUUCAACCUCUACAGACAGCUGGCCUCCGAGGCCCCGGGAGAGAACGUCCUCUUCUCCCCGGCCAGCAUCUCCCUGGCCUUGGCCACGCUCUUCCUCGAGGCCCCUGCCGCCAGAGCCCUGGAGGGCCUGGGCUUCAACCUCAGCCUGGUUUCCGAGGCCGAGAUCCAGGAGGGCUUCCGGGACCUGCUGCUCAGGCUCCCCGUGCAGAGCCCCCCGCUCCUCCUGACGGUGGGCCAGCGCAGGUUCCGCGGCCUGGGCCCGGGGGCCGCCCGGGGCCCGGCGGCCGCCCAGACGGACAUCCGGGAGCACGUGGAGAAGCAGACCCAGGGGCAGCUUGGCGCCUGGGUGGAGGAACUCAGCGACGCCACCAAGGAGGUCCUGGUGAGUCACCUGCUCCUCAGAGCCGGAUGGGCGCGGCCCUUCGACCCGAGAGCCACGGGCCCGAAGGAGUUCUUUGUGGACGAGCGCAGGGCCGUGCCGGUGCCCAUGAUGCGGCAGAAGGCCCGCCACCGCCUGCUGCACGACCGCGAGCUGCAGUGCACGGUGCUGCAGAUGGCGCACGCCGCCAACGCCUCCACCUUCUUCGUCUUCCCGCGGCCCGGCGCGCUGGCGCAGCUGGAGGACGCCCUGCUGCCCGAGACCCUCAUCAAGUGGGACCGGCAGCUCCGGGCCAGAGAACUCGACUUCCACUUCCCCAAGUUCUCCAUCGCCAGCACGGCCCACCUGGAGCUGCUCCUCCCAGGAGCGGCUGUUCAGCCCGGCCUGAACGUCUCCAAGGUUGCACACAAGGCUGCGAUGACGCUGGACGAGGGGGGCACAGAGGCGGCUGCCGCCACCAGCAUCCAGCUCACGCCGGGACCCCGCCCCGACCUCGACCCCUCGCCCGCCCCCGACACGGAGGAGUUCAACCGGCCCUUCCUGCUGAUGACCUUCCACACGGGCACCGGGAGCCUGCUGCUGCUGGGGAAGGUCGUGAACCCGCUGGGGUGACGGGCUGGCUGACCCCAGGGGUGCGGGACCGGUCGGCAUCCGGGUCCUCGGGGCCACGCGUCCCCCGGGGGCCGGGUCCCUCUCCGUCUGGAGGCGCAAUGGGGCUGCCUCCACGCCGUGGGGGCUCAGGGCCCCUCGCACUGGCCU
Messenger RNA from Pipistrellus kuhlii (Kuhl's pipistrelle), 1572 nucleotides. Its product is annotated as putative serpin A13. Gene Ontology annotation, biological process: negative regulation of endopeptidase activity. The record is from RefSeq and is a predicted model, not a curated record. Lineage: Eukaryota; Metazoa; Chordata; Mammalia; Chiroptera; Vespertilionidae. Gene Ontology annotation, molecular function: serine-type endopeptidase inhibitor activity.